AUGGACCUCGAAUCUCCACUCAUAAGACUGACGAAAACAACGUGGAGACUCAACGACUCCCUUUUAACCGACCUCCCACUGAGGGCCCAAGUCACCGACACUCUACAGACAUACUUUACCGAGAAUGAGACGGGAGACGUAUCUGAUAUGACAGUAUGGGAGGCACACAAAAGUGUACUCCGGGGCAAGCUUUUCCAAAUCGCGUCACAACGGAAAAGAGAGGCGGGCGCACUUAUGUCAAACAUCCUUGACCGGAUCCGCUCCCUGGAAACACAACACAAACGUCAACAGGUGGAAGAUACCUACAAAGAACUAUUAGAGGAAAGAAGGAGACUAAACGCACUGCUACUCAAGAGACACCUGAGACAACUCCGUAGAUCUAAAGGCUUCUUCUACCUCCACGCAAACAAAGGAGGCAAACUCCUCGCACAAAUGCUCAGGGGACAACAACACCCCUCACAAGUCCACAAAUUAAAAACACGCGACGGCACUACUACCCAACACCCGGAGAAAAUCGCCAAGGAAUUUCUCACCUACUACUCCUCGCUCUACAAUACACAUUCACAAAGCGACGAAGAAGGCAGACGAAUCAAACAAGGCCGCAUGGAAUGCUUCCUGAGAGAACAUCUACACACGACG
Pelobates cultripes (western spadefoot toad) is the source of this 639-nucleotide messenger RNA. The record is from the annotation of a GenBank genome assembly. NCBI's taxonomy places the organism in Eukaryota, Metazoa, Chordata, Amphibia, Anura, Pelobatidae.